GGGUGGAGCGGGCCGACCUGCCCGCGACUGACGGGGCUGAGCUGGAGGAGAGUAGCAAAAACACGAAGAAGCUGGAUGCCAUGACCCUCAUUAAAGAAGGUGGGAGUCGACACACAUUAGGGCUGGGACCCAGGGCAGACAGGACCACGCUCCACUUUUCCACCACACUACAGAAGGAGGUGGCUGCUUGAAGCAGCUGUCGGGGACCCUCAUUUUGAUAGGUCUGAGUCGGCCGGUUGCUCUGGCUCCUGUGACCUGUUGUUGGAGAUCCUAAUCAUAGGUGAUUGCCCACUCACCUGAAAGCGCAUACCCUUUGGGACUGCUUAGAUUGAACUCUGGAAGCUGGGAGCAUUCAGCAUGGAGCCUGUCAUGUCAGCGGGGAGACAUGUCCAUCUUCGGGCACUGCCCUGCCCAUGACGACUUCUAUUUGGUUGUGUGUAACCACUGCAGCCAAGUGGUGAAGCCUCAAGCUUUCCAGAAGCACUGCGAAAGAAGACAUGGGCCCCUCAGCAAGCUUUAUACCCGGGCCCCACCCCCACCUCCAGCCCCUGCCAGCUCUCAGAAAUGCCAUGUAGUGAAUGGGCAGGGCCCAGCUUGUAGGGCCCCAGGUUCCACAAAAACCUCCUCCAGGGAGAAGGGCCAGGGGUCCCGGAGCCGUGGCCACCAGCCUCCUGAGAAGACCCAGAAAGACAACCUCUGCCUUUUCGUGCCUGUGGUGAAUCUGGAGAAGAUGUCCAGUCUCCCGAAGCCUGAUGGACACGGAAUCAGGGUGGCCCCACCCUCUGCUUUUCUUAGCCAGCCAGGGGGCCUUACCAAGGACUCCCCUGGAAAACCUCCCAUGGCUCCCCCUUCUAAAGAACCUCCUGGCAGAGAGAACAUCGAGAUCAUCCCCAGUGAGGGAUCCAGUCACCGGGCUGAAGGCAGCCCUCCUGAAAAGGAGCCCAGUGGGGCCAGGCUGCCCCCCAAAACCCACCGGAAGAUGGCUCGGAAGGAGUGCGACCUCAACAGGCAGUGUGGGGUGAUAAAUCCAGAGACCAAAAAGAUCUGUACCCGCCUGCUGACCUGCAAGAUCCACUCAGUACACCAGCGUCGGGAAGUCCAGGGCCGAGCCAAGGACUUUGACGUGCUGGUGGCAGAGCUGAAGGCCAACUCCCGCAAAGGGGAGUCUCCCAAGGAGAAGAGCCCAGGGCGCAAGGAGCAAGUUCUCGAGCGCCCCUCCCAGGAGCUCCCAUCCGCAGUCCAGGUUGUGGCAGCAGUGGCUGCUCCCAGCAGCACUUUCUCUGUCCGUGCCAAGCAGACGUACCCAUACUGUGCACUGCCCAGGUCCCGGGCCUCCUCUGAGAGUGAAUUGGAUGAUGAAGGUCCCUGUGGUGGUGAUGGGGACCCAGGCCUGUUCCCCUUUCCCAUGCCCCGGGGUGGGGCCCAGGCCUCCAGCGAGGAGAGUGAGGAGGAAGGGACAUCUGAUGACCUCCAUCUCCCCCCUGACUGCCAUUAUGCAACCCGGCCCCCGAGGCCACAGGCGUUCUGCACCUUUGGGAGUCGGCUGGUGAGCCCAGGAUGCUAUGUAUUUAGUCGCCGGCUGGACCGGUUCUGCUCGGCACUCAGCUCCAUGCUGGAGCGGCACCUCAGCUCACACAUGUGGAAGAAGAUUCCACCGGUGACCGAACCUCCAUCUCACCUUGUCAACUCCCCCUUAUCUGCUCCCCUGAGCCCAUCCUCUACAGGCAGCUGCCCCCGCCUUCCAGGUCCACCCCCAAGACCUGCCUGCCCAGCCUCCACGCCCCCUACCAAGGACAGCCUUGUCCCCAGCUACCCUGCAGGCUCCCCCAGUGUGGCGGCCGCCUGUAGCCAGGCAGAGUGCAUGGGCGGGAGCCAGGCUAUCACCUCACCACUGCCUGCCAACACGCCGUCCCCGUCCUUCAGCAAGCUGCCGCCUUCCAAAGCCAGCAAGUCAUCCAAAGGCAAGGACGGGGUGGAGAUGGAGGCCCCUUCUCGAAAGCGGAAGUUAUCCCCUGGCCCCACCACUUUUAAACGGACCUGCAUCCUGGAGCCCACUGGAAAAGGCAAACCCUCUGGCUGCCGGGGCCUCUCGGCCAAGACUAAAACAGCCCUGAGCAUGGGGCUUAAUGGGACAAUGGGGCCAAGAGUGAAGCGGGCAGGGCCCCUGGACUGUCGUGGCUCCCCUCAUCAGCUCCCCACACCAGUCAAGGCUUCUCAACUGGAGAACCGGGGAGCAGCUGGACACCCAGGCAAGGCCCUGUCAACCAACUGCCUCUCUGAGGAGGAGGUGGCCAAGAAGCGGAAAAACCUGGCCACUUACUGCCGGCCGGUGAAGGCCAAGCACUGUCAGGCUGGUGCCCCUGCUGAUGUGGCCUGUUCUGUGCGCCGCAAGAAGCCAGGCCCGGCCCUGGCCUUUGAGGAGAAGUGCUCUACACUGAAGGUACUGGAGCUACCUCUGUUCCCUGAAGGAAAGGGAGUUUGAGUCCUUGGGUCACAGCCUAACAUGCCGAGCAGCAAGGUGGGUGGGCUGGUCUUGCUCACUGGUUUUUCCUCUGGGCAUCAGGGCCUUGAAGGGCAGGCACACGACCCCAUGCCCACUACUGCACGUGUGCCCGCCUUGCACAUGUGCUCAUCUCCAGCCAUGUGGGUGACAGACAGGUUCUCCAGGAUUACUAGUAAAGCCUGUAGCCAGUUUUAUUUGCCUGUUCUGGUGGGAUCCCUGGCGUAGUGUGCCAUGUGCUCUCCAUAUGAUCUCUGCCAGGAGGGACUUACUGGAGGUGGGAUGGGGUUGCUCUCCUGGGUUAGAUGUGGGCCCAUAAGCCGUGUAUGCUCUCCAACUUCACUACCCAAACUGGCUCUAGUGAGCUGGCAUUCAUCUUCCCUCUUGCUCAGUUUUACUCCCCAGGCCAGCAGAAGGAAAUCAAGAUUUAGCCCCUCUAGUCCACACAGUUCACCAGGAAGGACAGCAGGCAGGCCCCCACCCUGACCCUUUCUCUUGCCUCUUGUCUUCUUGCAGUCAAAAGCCCAUUAAUGAGAAAGUGCCUGCCCACUGCAACGGAGCCGCCAGCACCUCCUCCCCUCCAGAUCCGGGCCCCAGGCUGCUGCCGCUUUUUAUAACUUUAUAUUAUUUUUUUUAAGAAAAAAACUCUUUAAAAUACCUCAAGACUGUCUCCCUGUUCUGUUGCGGCUAUGAAAAUAUAAAAACACAAACAUAGAAAAGGAAGGAAAAAAAAUAACAAAAUGAGUGUCCUUACUGUCACCAGCCCUACCCUGUGUGGCUAAGAUAGGCAGCCAGACUCCAGCUCCCAUAGCUUGCCUGCAGAAGUCUCUUAUGCUCAUUAUUAUUAUUGUCAUCUUGUCAUUUUCAGUAGUGUGAAAAUGCGUGGAGUUUGUGUCACUGGGAGAGUGUUCUUUCCAGACAGGAUGAUGAGGUGUGUGGCUCUGAAUGGGCAAGGCUUCCUGAGUCUUGACCCCAGGGACGACUAUGGUCCCAUUAGUAAGAGAAACUUGAGAGGGAGAGCUGCACCUCUGGCUCUUCUGUAGGAUCCUUGCCCUGAGGGUCUGGGAAUUGGCUUGUGGAAUUGGUUGUGGUCCUCCAGCAACCCUAGGUGUCCAUCCCUCCCUGAAUUAUUGCCUGUUUUUCUUCAGCCGUUCCUGCUUUUCCCACCUCUUACCAGCACUCUCAUUUUCUCAACCACUUAGGGAGCUUGAGCUGGGCUGGUCAUUGCUGUUGGAAGUUCCUGCUUUCUAUCGGACAGCCUUUCUUCCCGGCUGUGGGUUUGCCUUUAAGGAAGGGGUAGAACCUUUCCCAGGGAGGCCUCCUUGGGCCUGAACCACACCUUUUUAGGAAAGGAAAAGGCAUCAUCACUUGCAGAACUGGUGGUGUGGGAGGCCCUGGUCCCUCAGGAUCACCUGGCUCCUCAGGGCUGAGCAGCUGCUGAGGAGGCGGCAGGGCUGGGAGUGCCCUAGUUAUUCCAUUUAUCUCGAUGGGGACAACUGUGCAGAUAGGAGAUGAGACUUGCAUCUCCCUCCUUUGGUCAACCAGGUUCAAGGCACUAUAUUUUAGCCCUGUCCUUUCCUAUUUGCCUUCUUUUUAGGCAGGGAGGAAGCUUGUUCCCUGAACAAAAGGAGGCGGCAGGAGACAGUGCACAGACAGGGAAAUCCAAUACUACUAGAAAUCGGCUCCAAACACUGGUUUCACACUCUUGGUUCAGCAUACUAAACGUGUGAUUUGGGGUUUCACUGAAAUCGUUUGCUACAAAUGUAACUUCCACAGGCUACUUGGGAUUUAGGUCCUUGUAGACAGACACACAGAUAAAAUCAAGGUGGGCCGGGGUCUGUCCGGUCCCCUUCUGCCUCCGGGCUCUCGCGGGAGCGGGCCUCUCCGGAGCACUCGCGCUUUCCCCCCAGCCCCCAGAGGGCGCUGUAGGCCACUCCGCCGCACUGCCGGAGGCGUCCCCGGGGAGGAGCCUCUGCUGCAGCCGCCUCCGCCUCCGCGAUCGCAAACCCGGAAGACGUGCUCGGGCAGCUGGAGUGUGCGGGCCCGCCGGGCACGGCCAUGCAGCCCCUGGAGGUAGGUCUGGUUCCCGCUCCACCUGGGGAGCCGAGACUGACCCGCUGGCUGCGGCGAGGCAGUGGGAUCUUGGCGCACCUGGUAGCUUUGGGCUUCACCAUCUUUCUGACAGCGCUGUCCCGGCCAGGAACCAUUCUGCCUCUGCAUGGCCAAAGCCAUCCUACUCUUCUCACCUGAAUACUCUCCGUUCUUUUUCUGCUCCCGAAAAGCUCGGAUCCGGCUCCACUGGGCAGGGCAGACCCUAGCCAUCCUCUGUGCAGCUCUGGGCCUGGGCUUCAUCAUCUCCAGCAGGACCCGCAGUGAACUGCCUCAUCUGGUGUCCUGGCACAGCUGGGUAGGAGCCCUGACACUGCUGGCCACUGGUGGCCAGGCACUGUGUGGGCUCUGCCUCCUCUGUCCUCGGGCAGCCAGGGUCUCGAGGGUGGCUCGCCUCAAGCUCUACCAUCUGACAUGUGGACUGGUGGUCUACCUGAUGGCUACAGUAACGGUGCUUCUGGGCAUGUACUCAGUAUGGUUCCAGGCCCAGAUCAAAGGUGCAGCAUGGUAUCUUUGCCUGGCACUGCCACUGUAUCCAGCCCUUGUGAUCAUGCACCAGAUCUCCAGAUCCUACUUACCAAGGAAGAAAAUGGAAAUGUGAGUUCCUGCAAACUCUGAAUCUAGAUGGAACACUUGCCUUGGACUUCAUGGUUCCUUUGGUCGUCUACAAGGGAUCCAUUUCAGAAGUGGUCAGGUUUUUGCACUUCUUGGCUGGUCCAGGGACUGCAGAAACCAAAGCUGCUAUUGCUGAGGAAUAAUUCAGUGGCUCAAAAUGGGGAAAUGUACUGGGUACGAGUGGAAGGUGAUGGAGAGCCUGAUCCUGAAGCCUCUACUUGAUGAGAGUUAGUUUUGGGUGGUGCUAGUGAUAUGCUGGUGGUCAUUUCUUGCUUGUGUGCCUGAUGAAAAAUUGUAAGUUAUGAAUGGCAUCCAUGGAUAUUUGGCUUACUUUUAAGAAAGCAGUGUGAUGUAGUGGAGAGAGUCUAUGGGCCUUGUUUAUGGAAUAUGGUACUCUUAGGCUCUGUUGUACAACCUUAGGUACAUUCCAUACCUUAAGACCUCUGUUUCUUCAUCUGUGAAAUGUUUCUAAGCAGUCUCUAAGUCCCUUCCAUCUUAAUAUUCAACAUCUGUCAGGUCUGUGUCUCAGAACACCCUCCCAGCUGUGAACCAUGUGGACCACUUAGCAGACUCAGGGUAGCUCCUUACUCUCCCUUUACUCCCCUGGAGGGACAGCUCUGCCCUUGAGGCCCUUCAGAAAUUUGUGCUGAUUUGGUCCCUUUGCCAGGGCAUAGAGGGUCAGACACUGUGGAGAGAAGGGACUCAGAUGAGGGUCUUCUGGACUCUAAGACAGUGAAGGCACUAAAGUCACUUUAAAGCUUUUGGAGGAGUAAGAGGGCAUUGGCAUCUUCCUUCAGCCCACCUCAGUAUCUGGGCUUGAGGACUGUAAGGCCUGCGUGUGCUCCCUCCCCUGAAAUUGCUUCUCAGGGCAAAGGAGCCCUGGGCAUCUCAUGCUUUGCUCAUCUUAGGGCUCAGAUUCUUGCCUUAGCACAUAGCUACUUGGAGCUUUUCAAGCUUUUCAUAAGGGUCAAGGAAGUGGGGGAAGGGCUUUUCUGAUCCCAAGAAAACAAAGUUUUUCUGGUUCCCCCUCUUCCUUUUUUUUGUUAUCUAAGCUUUCCUCAGUUGUCAUCUCUUGCCAGCUCUUUGGUCCAAGAGGGGACUGAGUUUGGUGCCAGCUGGCAAAUGAGGGCUGGGCUCUCUUCCCCACAGAGAACCCCCUUCCUUGUUGCAGAUGAAAGUAGUUCCCCAGACUGCCCUCGGUGGUGAGGACUGGAUGCCAGACUGCUUAGCUGUGGUCUGGCUCAGUCGGAAAGAUGGGACCUCCUUAAAUCAUGGCAAGGACUGACAAGAGUGAAGCCAGGAAAGUGCUGCUGAGGCAGGUACACAUAGCUCACAGGGAACUCUGGGAAGCCUGGGGUGUAGGCGCUAGAGCUCCAGUUCCUGGGAGCAGGGGCAGGUGUUCUUAGACGUUAAUGUUGUGGAUGACCCGGGUCUUCUGAAGAUUCAGGUCCUCCUCUCCAUGUAGCUCAGAAGAAAGGAGGUUGGUGUGAUUCAAUAGUACAAGAAUGGGCACAGCAAGGGCAGAAGUGUCCUCUCCGUAUACCUCAUUAUGCCUCUCCUGGGGAAGACUGCAUCUUUCAGGACAAGCAUCUAAAGGAGGCCCCAGCUGUGCAGAGGGGUGAUUGUUCCUGUCUCUUUCAUUGUCCCCCCUCCUCUCAAACUAUCCAGUGUGGUGCAAACUCGGAAGAAACAGUUACUGGGGCUGCAUGGAGAAUCUCACCUGUGGUGAUUUUGAUCCAGGGACUGCAUCUCCUCUUCCCUCAUCACAGCCAAUGCUGAGGGGCUCACCCUACCUGCAGCAGGGUAGGAGGGCCAGGCAAAGUUCACCAGCUUGCUCUGAGAACAAGCAGGCAAUGCCGUAAAGCCUGAGCCUGCCUGAGGUGCUGCCUCCUCCCAGGUGGUGCGGGGGCUGAUGGGCGGGCGGGCAGGCAUGCUGACAGCCGGCAGUUUGCGUGGGCUGUGCCAUCUGAUGUCUAUUCCCAGCCCUGGGAGGAAGGGGGAGUCAUUUAUAUUCUGCAGGAGGAAGGGGCCCCAGCUGUCGCCUUUCUGACCAGCGGGCCUGGAGGGCAGGGGCACAGAGCAGAGAGGAGGGCACAGGUGGUCUCCUGCUUAGCCUGGUCUGACUGCAGUAUAGGGCACAGGUCACCAGGAGGAGCCCUUCAUCCUGGCAGGCCGGAUUAUGGAGUGACUUCCCUCCCCCCUUUCCAUUUCUCCAUCAACACCUGCCCUCCCAUCCUGGGGCAGCAGCUGGACAGCCAUUAGACCUCAGUGCCAGAGCACUCUUUCUCCAGCUGGGAUCUCAGUGGCUCCCAGCUUCAUGACCUCCUGCUUGUGUGUUCCCUCCUCCUCCAUCCUCUGUUCUGCGUACCUCCCCUUUUCUCCUCAUGUCUGGGGUAUUCACUUGGCUCAUCGGCAAGGAAGCAAACGCCUUAGAGAAGCACAUGGUUGCCCUUUUGUCCUUGCUCCCUGACUAGGGAAAGCUGCUAGUGGUCAGCCUGUUUUGCCUUAAAA
Molecule: messenger RNA, 7735 nt
Organism: Sapajus apella (tufted capuchin)
Lineage: Eukaryota; Metazoa; Chordata; Mammalia; Primates; Cebidae
Gene: ATXN7L2
Product: ataxin 7 like 2
Exons: 12
Coding region: 386-2482 (698 amino acids)
Source: RefSeq, a predicted model, not a curated record